Molecule: messenger RNA, 5295 nt
Organism: Harpegnathos saltator (Jerdon's jumping ant)
Lineage: Eukaryota; Metazoa; Arthropoda; Insecta; Hymenoptera; Formicidae
Gene: MESR3
Product: misexpression suppressor of ras 3
Exons: 4
Coding region: 475-1281 (268 amino acids)
Biological process (GO): regulation of transcription by RNA polymerase II
Molecular function (GO): DNA-binding transcription factor activity
Source: RefSeq, a predicted model, not a curated record
CUGGUGCACGCCGAGGAGCCUCAGUCGACCGCCACCCUUCGUGACCGACGGUUCGUUCGUGUCGUUCUCCAUCUCGCCAGGCGCAGAGAAAGAGAGGGCAAGAGAGACAGAGAGAGAGAGAGAGAGAGAGAGAGAGAGAGACGAGGGAGGGGGAAAAGAAGGAGGAAGGAGGAUCACACACCUGCCGGAGUGUUUAUUCUUCAGCGCGCGAGAGCUCCAGCUGAAAUACCUGCCGAGAGGAAGAGGCAGAGAUUCCGGAGCGUUCCCAAGUGCGUCUCGACAUCCGAUGCGCGCGAGCCGCGAGCGCAAGGCGGACGGGGUGCGUGUCGCGUGUUAAGGGUGCGUUGGCCGCACGUCUAUUCGACCCUCGCAGUGCGAAUUACCAUGCGCCAUCGACGAGUCUGAAGCGGAACAGCCGACGACAAACUCCGAGAGCGAAUUCGAAGCAGUCGCCAAGUCAUCUUAAUUGCAACAAUGAACGGGCCGGUUUAUGCGUCAUCUUGUCCCGCAUUGCAGUCGAAUCUGUCGCUGCACAGCUCGUCCUACUACAGCGAGUACAGCGGCACCACGCGAAGACGGCUAUCCUCGACGGGCGAGGCAGACACCUCCGCUACUUCGAGCUACGAGGGUAGCGACAGCUCCGAGAACAGCGACGAGUCCCGCCUCGAUCCGGUCAGUCAGAUGGAGCGCGAGCAACUCGAGACCUUCUUCCGCGGCUUAAAAUCGCAGGUGUUCGUCUGCGAGUCACUGGCGAAUCUGUAUCUCGGCAGCGCUUCUCAGACGGAAAGGUGGGAGCUUCGCUUCACCGGGAUACCCGUGGUGGUGCUUGAUCUCGGAGAGACGCGAUCGAGAUCCAAGAGGCGGAUCCAGAUCCUACUGGCGGAACGCGGCACUUGCUUCACCCUUUGGCGCGAGACCAUCGACAAUCUGUCGUCGUACAAGGUGUCGGGGCCGGCCUUCCACACCAUGUGUCUCUCCUCGGACCACACUCGCCUGGCAGGGCUCAGCUUCGACAACUCCAAGGCGGCGAACGACCUCUGGCAGCACAUAGAGCGCCUGGUGUCCUGCCCGGAGAACAUCAGCCUGUCGGUGCCGGGCAAGAAGAAGAAGAAGCCGGUGCAGAAGAAGGUCGUGCUGCCGGCCAAGAGCAACAUCAGUCAGCCGUGCCAGUUCCAGCACGUGACCAGCGUGGACGCGGCCGACCGGUCGCGGUACUUUUCGCUGCAGACGCUGGUGCCCGCCCUGAGCGAGCUCGAGAGCUCGUUGGAGGCGAACUUCUGAGACAAGCCCGACGCCUCCAAGCUCUCCUAGGGACGCAGCGCGACGCCCGACUCCCGCCGUCCACCCCGCAAGUAAUCACCGCGGCCGGCCGGCCGGCGAUCGGCACGGCGGGACGGCACAGGGCUCGAGGUCUCGAGGACUCGAUGUCCUGGGAACAGGAGACGAGAGAGCACAACGGCAGGCGAGAAAAGCAAGCGGAAGAUUACACCGCGGACUCGAUGAGAUCGACACCUUUCAUCUUCCCGCUGCUCCUCCUCCUCCUCCUCCUCCUCCUCCUCCUCCUCCUCCACCUGCGACGCGCUACUUGUAGAAGAAGAUCCUGCAGACGCGUGGGGUGCGGAGGGAGAGGAGAUAUAUCGACGAAGCUUUAACGUACGACGUAGAGGAGACGGAAGGCACACUUGUGUCUCGAGGAGUUCCUCAGGAGCUCCGUCGUAGUUUUACUCGAAUUUAUCUUCAUCUCUUCUCGUGUCUCUUCCGAUAUAAUCAUCGUCUAAUUAGUUGGUAAGAGUUAAGGGCCGAGCGAGAGUCCUGUCGCUCUCUCGCGCGCGUCACGCCUCAGCGCCGUCCUGAGACGAGGAGCGGCGGGAGGUCGAAAAGCGGAAAGCGGGGGCGAAGGGCCACGAAGGGAGAGACGAAGAGGCGUGAACUCGCUCGCGACAUUCGCAGGCGCGGAGGAGGAGACACGUCCUCCUCCGGAAGAAUAUAAUCCGUCAGUGUCGCGCGGUCGCGCGCUGCGAGAUUGUCCGCGGGCCAAGACGGGAGUAGCGUUCAUCAAUCCUCCCUCGGUUCGGCGAGCGCGAGUGUGUGCUCCGUCUCUCCUCCUCUCUCCAUCUUUCUUUCUCGAGGAAGAGACGUCCGCGACUGCGACCGUCGACUGCGAGCCGCGGGCGAAACAGAAAGUUACCGCCCGAGGCGGCUCUCUGAGUCACGUCCAGCGUUCUGCUCUCUUCGAGAGUCCUUCGGAUCCCCAUCGCGUCCAUUCGGAUAGCCAUCGGUGUCGUGAGACUUAUUAUAAGCGCGAAGAGAGGAAGUUCUGUGCGAAACGUCAAGUCGAUACGUCAGUAAUUCGCGAUAAUAGCUCUCGUCUGGAGAAGAAAAAAAAAGAGAAAGAAACGUUGGAGUUCCGUUUGCGAAGGAUGCCAUUGUGCGGAGAAGACGCUCCUCAAAGAGAGCGUAAUACUUCUUCGUCGGAGAUUGUUUCGUCAUCGUGGUCGUUGCGUCACGUUUGUCCGGGAUUUUUACAUUUUCGCGCAUUGAGCGGGAAAAGAGCGAUCGAUCCGAGCGACGGGUCGAAAGCCGAAGGCGAUGUUGAUGAGGCCGUGCGCGAUUAAAUCCGCGAGUAAAUCCGCGCGUCGGCAGGUUCGCUUCGCUCGAAAGCGGGAAAUAAUAAUUGCCGCCGUUUGCUUUCUUACUUCGCACACGGUACGCGUUCCCGUUGGAAGUGUUCAAGUAGGACGGCAGCGAUUCUCUUCCCGCCUCUCCGUGUCGCGCUUUGCAAUUCGAAUCGCGCGCGCGAGAUGUAAUGUGGGAAAAAGAACGGACGACGAAUGACGCCGAAGACGCGCGAGAUCUUCAGAGCAAACGACGGGGAGCAGGCGGCUCUCGCAAGUAUAUCAUGCAAAUGUAUGCGGCCUCGUACCUCGGCGUCGCAUCGGCUGUAUACACAUUGUUGCCGCUCGUUGUGAGGAGAAAAAAAAAAAAAAAAAAAAGGAAAGGCUUUCUCUCCGCGACGGCCGAGGGAAACACGGCAGCUCUCGCAGGCUGCGUAAUUAGGAGGCGCGCGCGUUGCCGCGCGCGGUGAAAAUGGCACUCUGAGAGCGGCACUUUAAAAGUGCGCAGCACACACGGUGCGCGAACAAUCGCGACGUGAAUCGCGUCAUUACGAGUUACGUUAAAGAUUUGAUGCUUCAGCUCGGCUGAUUCAGCGCGCGAAGAGGCCAAUAGAGUACGGAACGCGAAGUACUUAUGGAGAUGGAGUGGCAAUUAUCUUUGAUUAAAGGAAAAGCUUGGUUCGUUUUGCCUCGCUGUAACUCUGAGAAGCAGAAGGCCGAUUUUCAGCCGCUGAUUCAGCUUAGCGGAGAAAGAUGACGCAAUGUGUUUUUAGGUCGACGAGGAGUCGGAAUGUUUCCAAGUGUCAUCCGCGCGGUUCUCGCGGAAUAAGCAGUCGUGCGGAAAGGAUGCCGCGAAAGGGAUAUCGAAGCGGAAAUGGCGGAAACGCCAGUUUUCCUUCAUGAUCAAAGCGCGAUUAAUUAACGAUCCCCCGUCGCGGGGGAGCAAGAGUGCGUGUAGCGAUACAUCGACAGGCGUCCACGGGGUCGAUAAAUCAAAGUGCUGCAAAGAAGGUUCAUGCGAAGUAAAUCGUAAGAUUACGAGCGACAGCGCGCGCUGGAAGCGGACAUUGUGUGCCAAAGUGUGCAAAUCACAGAUCGGGGAGAGGAGGGAGAUUUGGUAUUCUGUCGAUGAAUCUGUCGGAGACUCGGAAGAUCGAAGUGUACCGAGCGCUUCCAUCACUAAGAGACUAGGAAUUGUCAGUCCACGUCGGAAUCCAUGCAGGAUUUGCAUGUAUUUGUACGAUCGAACCCAAGCGAGUUCAGCAGCGAUCCAGUGCGCUCUCGUAACGCUCGCACGUAACGUAUCACGAUGUUAAAUAGAUUUAACUAACUAACUAGAUAGAAUUAUAGCCGGAUUGUGUGACGUGCAUGACGUGUCCAAAUGUAGCGAAUUCUACUUCCUACCGUUUCGGGUGCCGUUGAUGUGUCUCCGUAGAUGCGCCGGUAGAACUUCUCGAUCUUGUUGUCGGCCGCUCCGUCAAACACGUUGAAACGCGGCGGUUCGUCGUUGACCCUGUCCAAGUGAAGUAACAUCCUAGCAUCCUUGCCGACUUCUGAAACAAACAUAAAGGGAAAUGUUCUUCUGUAGAUGCGAGCGGAAUCUUUGCGUAUUGCGUUGAUGCAAAUGUCGUGUCUUUGGUAGAAAAGGAUCGAUGAUUACAUGAUUACACAUACCGAGAACGAUAAUAUCCAGAAUGUAAUAUUCUUUUUGUACGACGUAUAAUUGUAAAAGGGGAAAGAGAGGGAAUAACACUUUACGAUUCUACAUAUUUUCAAUCUACGAUUGUCCGCCAAAGUAUCGCAUCAUCCUAGUAUUUAUCUACCGACCGAUAUACGAUAUCGAUUGGGUUGUUCUUUUUUUUCCUUUCUCCGUUCGUUAUGUUGUUCUGAAAGAUGUUCAUUUCACUUAGUGUCAUUUCGCUUAGACGUAAUUAGUCCGUAAUCGACGAAAGCGAAGGUGUCUAUUUAUACCUUCUCCUCGAGAAGCGGCUUCCUCGCUUCUGGAGGGAGUCCUGCGCGAGCAAAAGCCUUGUUGUUUCGCGACGUUCGCUAGAAGACUGGCUUCACCAUCCCACGUAUAGGCACAGUUAACAAUAGGUACCUUUCGUAGCGAUAGCGAUCAUUAGAGCGACUUGUGACUCUAUCCUUUAGAAAUCAUCCACGCGACUCGUUCGACGUCUCUUCGGCAUCGUCAUCGUCAUCGUCAUCGCGCCUCGAAACUGCCGUUUCGCUGAGCGUAGGAACAAAGCGCGCGAGUUUCACCUUAUCCACGCGAAUCAAAUCUCUAGCAAUUAAGAUUAUAAUUAGCGCGUCAGCGUAUCUCUAAGUUAGGCUCGCCCAGGGAGGGAAGGGUGGCAGUUUUUUCUCUCUCGUAUUGUCUCCCAGACGGACGUAAUACUUUCCAGCGGGAUUUUUGUACGUGUAUGCACUUUGGUCACGUGAGUCGCAGGUUUCUUUCGGCGGGGAAUCCCGGGCGAUUAUCCUAGGAACUUAAGUAAAUAAUACACAACUUCGAGUUAUAAAGUUAAUUUCAUUAUCUACGACUGUGAUAUAAAUAUAUUUGUAUCGUUACGUUUCGUAACAUGUAUCCGCAUUGAUUAAUCACUUGGAGGAAUAAGUUUAUGAAUAUCGUAUGUAAUAAUAAUUAUUGUGCUAAUAAAUAGUAACUUCAUGAAACGGA